Fusarium oxysporum Fo47 is the source of this 1417-nucleotide messenger RNA. Its product is annotated as amidohydrolase family protein. Gene Ontology annotation, molecular function: carboxy-lyase activity; hydrolase activity. The transcript has a single exon. Gene Ontology annotation, cellular component: cytoplasm; cytosol. NCBI's taxonomy places the organism in Eukaryota, Fungi, Ascomycota, Sordariomycetes, Hypocreales, Nectriaceae. Gene Ontology annotation, biological process: secondary metabolic process. The record is from RefSeq and is a predicted model, not a curated record. Bases 232 to 1368 code for a protein of 378 amino acids.
GUAUCAAUCUCAAUCGCUCCCCAGUAGCAUCUUAUGCGUGUCUCUCAACUUGGGUAAACCGAUUUGUUGAUCUGCAACGUUGCUGCGGCUUGGCCCGCAAGAGCUGAUAGUGAGUGUGUGCUGGCUGUGCCUCGUCCAGACAUUCUAGUUUGCUUCUUUACUCACUCGGAGCUAUGUGCAAUUUCCAAUCUCACACUUCUACCAUUGCCUCUUCUCAGAAGCCGAAAGACCAUGUCGUCCUCUUCCUCCCUCGUGGUAGACAUACACACACACAUGUACCCUCCCUCAUAUAUCCGAAUCCUGGAAUCGCGUUCUAAAAUCCCCCUCGUCCGCAAGUUUUCUCAAGCACCUGAUCCAAGACUCAUCCUUCUGGAGGCUGAGGUCAAAGCAUUGGAAGAAGCGACACAAAACCCUGAGGCAAAACCACCCGGACGGCCUCUAACGUCGCACUAUGCAUCACUUGCGCAAAAGUUGCACUUCAUGGAUACGCACAAGAUUGAUAUAUCUGUCAUAUCCCUAGCGAACCCGUGGCUAGACUUUCUAAGCCCUUCAGAGUCCGGCGCAAUCGCGCAGUCCGUCAAUGAAGAAUUCUCGCGCAUGUGCAGCGACAACCCUGGAAGACUCUUUUUCUUCGGAACACUUCCUUUGACAGCAGCUCUCGAGACUGUGCUGGCCUCUAUAGAGCAUCUUCGGAUCCUCAGAUACUGCCGUGGGGUCAUCCUGGGCACUUCAGGGCUCGGGAAGGGCCUAGACGACCCUGAUCUUCUCCCCAUCUUCGAGGCUCUCGCAACAACAGGACUAACUGUUUUCCUACAUCCUCACUACGGUCUCCCGAAUGAUGUCUGGGGACCUCGAGCGAGCGCCGAAUACGGCCAUGUGCUUCCCUUGGCCCUCGGUUUCCCUAUGGAGACAACAAUCGCCGUCGCCAGGAUGUACUUGGCUGGUGUUUUCGACAAAGUCCCAGAACUGCGCAUGAUCCUCGCUCACAGUGGUGGAACCCUGCCUUUCCUCGCUGGCAGGAUCGAAAGCUGCAUCGCGCAUGACGGGCAGCUGCUUCGUGAAGGCAAGCUAACCAAGGACCGCCGAACAGUGUGGGAGGUGUUGAGGGAGCAGGUUUAUCUUGAUGCUGUUAUUUACUCAGAAGUUGGGCUCAAGGCGGCUGUCCAAGCUAGCGGUGCUGAUAGGCUUAUGUUUGGCACAGAUCACCCCUUCUUUCCACCACUUACGACUGAUGAACAGGGGGAAUGGGAGAGCGUGAGCCUGAACGCAGAGGCCGUUGCUCUUGCAGUAGGACAAGAUACAGGGGACUUCAAGAACGUUAUGGGGAUGAACGCUGUCAAAAUAUUGCGGCUCGACGCAGAAUCGUGAUUCUAGGGGCAUGUAUUAGCGCGAGAUAAAACACCCCUUGUGUAUAGAC